This is a messenger RNA of Cygnus olor (mute swan), 2839 nucleotides long. It is a transcript of the gene AFG2A, whose product is annotated as spermatogenesis associated 5. Gene Ontology annotation, cellular component: cytoplasm. Bases 34 to 2673 code for a protein of 879 amino acids. Lineage: Eukaryota; Metazoa; Chordata; Aves; Anseriformes; Anatidae. The transcript is spliced from 16 exons. Gene Ontology annotation, molecular function: ATP hydrolysis activity; ATP binding. The record is from RefSeq and is a predicted model, not a curated record.
UCUGCCUCCGGAAGGGCUGGGCGCCGGGCCGGCAUGGCCGCUGCCUGUCGCCGCAGGAGCAAGGGGCGGCCGGCCCCGGGCGGCGAUGGCGAUGGCGGAUCCCCGCGGGCAGGCGGCGCCCAGGGCGGGCCGCUGGUGCUCGGCGUCGCCGGGGCGGUGGAGGCAGGGGACGACAAGGUGCCGAAGAUGUUGCGGGCAGGCCUGGCGCAGCUGUCGCUGAGCAGCAUGAAGUCGGCAGGUGCAUGCAUAGGCCGCCCCGUCCUGCUCAGCGCCGCGGAGGGGAGGCAGGAGGUCUGCACUGCUUGGCCCACCACAGGCUUUCCAGGCGGCAGGGUUGGACUGAGUGAAACCACGCAGAAGAGCCUGAAAGUAAAUCUGGGUGAUGCUGUCACCGUGCAGCCUGUGACCGGGGCAGUUAUCCAGGCAGAAGAGGUUGAUGUGAAGUUGAGGGACAAAGAUGCCUGUAUUAAAGCUGAGGAAAUGUCUGUCUGUCUGCUGAGAAACCUAGAUGGGAAAGUGGUUUUACCGGGAAACCUCCUGGCUUUCUCUUUCUAUGGCAAACUUUGUAACAUCGUGGUGAUGAGAGUGAAAGGAACUGAUGGCACAGAGCUGACCGCCCCGGCCACCUCCAGCGAAACGCAGGAGCCAGACCUGGAGAAAUCUGACCUGGAGGCGAGCGCGCUAGAUUUGUCCUUGCAGCUCAGCGGGCUGGACCUGGACGAAAACCCCGGGGCUGCGUCCGUGAGCACACCGAGCAGGCGGAUGGACCCAGCCUCACCAGUUCCCCCCAGCUCUGCCGCGGCAUCCAGCAGGCACGGCUCUGCUGAGGGAGCCCCGACUGGCAGCCCGGGGGUCGGUGCAGACCUGCCCCAUGGCUCACAGCCGGCCGGGCCGGGAGGCAGGGAGGGACUCCUGCCGCCUGGCAAGGCGGGAGCAGCAAGCAGCACAGACAGUUUUUAUUACAUUUCUUCGAGAACUAGAAUCCAGUUUGUUGAAACCAGGACCGGCGUAGCAGACGACGGUGACUGUGAAUCCCGAGUUACCUAUGAUAUGAUAGGAGGUUUAAGCAGCCAGCUCAAAACUAUUAGAGAAACAAUUGAACUGCCCAUGAAGCAAGCUGAACUGUUCAAGAGUUACGGAAUCCCUCCUCCUAGAGGAGUGCUGUUGUAUGGCCCUCCAGGUACCGGGAAGACGAUGAUUGCCAAAGCCAUUGCAAAUGAGGUUGGAGCUCAUGUAACCGUUAUUAACGGUCCUGAAAUAAUAAGCAAGUUUUAUGGAGAAUCUGAAUCAAGAUUACGUCAGAUAUUUGCUGAAGCUUCUCUACGUCGCCCCUCCAUUAUAUUUAUAGAUGAGUUGGAUGCACUAUGUCCAAAAAGAGAAGGGGCUCAGAAUGAAGUUGAAAAGAGAGUUGUUGCUUCCUUGCUGACGUUAAUGGAUGGCAUUGGCUCGGAGGGCAGCGAAGGGCAGCUUAUGGUACUUGGGGCCACCAAUCGUCCCCAUGCUCUGGAUGCGGCACUGCGCAGACCCGGCCGUUUUGAUAAAGAAAUAGAAAUUGGGAUUCCUAAUGCCCAAGACCGUCUGGACAUACUCCAAAAGCUUCUGAAGAAAGUUCCCCAUUCGCUCACAGCUGCAGAGCUGGUGCAACUGGCUGAUAGCGCGCAUGGCUAUGUAGGUGCAGACUUAGCAGCCUUGUGCAAAGAAGCAGGUUUGUACGCACUGCGGAGAGCUCUGGGGAAGCGAGCUAACCCCUCAGACAACGAGGUGGCUGGGUCAGUGAUGAUUGCUUUCAAUGACUUCCUGCAAGGGAUGAAUGAUGUCAGGCCCAGCGCCAUGAGGGAGGUGGCAGUUGAUGUGCCAAAAGUAUCUUGGUCAGACAUAGGAGGACUAAAAGAUGUCAAGCUGAAAUUGAAGCAGGCAGUUGAAUGGCCUCUCAAACAUCCUGAAGCCUUCAUCCGAAUGGGGAUUCAGCCUCCAAAAGGUGUACUGCUUUAUGGACCUCCUGGAUGCUCAAAAACGAUGAUAGCAAAAGCUUUGGCUCAUGAAAGUGGCCUCAACUUCUUGGCAGUGAAGGGACCUGAGCUGAUGAAUAAAUAUGUUGGUGAGUCUGAACGAGCAGUGAGAGAGAUCUUUAGGAAAGCCAGAGCGGUGUCUCCUUCAAUUCUUUUCUUUGAUGAAAUAGAUGCGUUGGCAGUUGAAAGGGGAAGCUCUUCAGGUGCUGGAAAUGUAGCAGACCGUGUCUUGGCUCAGUUGUUAACGGAAAUGGAUGGGAUAGAGCAGCUGAAGGACGUGACAAUUUUGGCAGCUACAAACAGACCGGACAUGAUAGACAAGGCCUUGCUAAGACCAGGAAGAAUAGAUAGAAUUAUCUAUGUGCCAUUGCCAGAUGCAGCCACUCGCGAGGAGAUCUUCAGACUUCAGUUUCGGUCUAUGCCAGUCAGUGAGGAAGUCUGCUUGGUGGAGCUCAUUCAGCACACACACAAAUAUUCAGGAGCAGAGAUAACAGCAGUCUGUAGAGAAGCAGCCCUGCUAGCUCUUCAGGAAGACAUAAAUGCCAAAUUUAUCAUGGGACGGCAUUUUCGGUAUGCACUGACUGUCGUGACACCAAGAAUUCCCGAUUCCUUAAUCCAGUUUUAUGCAGAUUAUCAGCAGCAAAGUGGACUGCAUGCACUUUGAAAGGCAAAUUAAUACAUAUGCCUGCUCAUAGUGUGAAUAGCAAAUUUCCUUUGUAAAGCUGUCAAGAGCUAAAGAAUUUUGUAUUGUACAUGGAGUGUCCAAAGUUGACUCAAAUGCGGAAUCAUCAUAAUAAAUGCCCAUGUGGAUUUUUUGAGUGUAACAGAAA